Molecule: messenger RNA, 378 nt
Organism: Eurytemora carolleeae
Lineage: Eukaryota; Metazoa; Arthropoda; Copepoda; Calanoida; Temoridae
Exons: 3
Coding region: 23-352 (109 amino acids)
Source: RefSeq, a predicted model, not a curated record
UUUCCAGAAUGUAUGAGAGACAAUGGGGGGAUCCGGGAUAGGUUCAACUCCGAGUAUGGAUCCAGUAGAGAGGAUGGUUGGAGAGGAGGGGGGCAAACAAGACCAGGAGCAAGAGUCAGGAAUUGGAUUUGAUGAUGAAUCUCCCCUUGAACCAAGAUGGCGGGGGGUCUUUACUUUUCAUCCAGAGCAAACUCCUGAAGGAGAGUCUGGGAUAGAACACAAUCUAGAGCUUAUACAAGUAAAUAGUGUUCCCCGGAAGGACGGCAAACCUAGUGGAUUUAAUUGGAACCCAGGUUCAUACAUUCUUUUAUUCUGCAUGUUCAUUUGUUCGUUUGUUCAUUUGUUCGUUUGAUCAUUUGGUCAUUUGUUCAUCUGUUC